AUGAGAGACGGCUGGCUAGAUAGCGAUUUUUAUUAAUCGCACAAGUCUCUAAGAGCCAACUUUAACUCAAAAAUUUUUUGUUCUCACAUGGCUUGUGGUCACGUGGCUAGUAUCAACCAAUCCACAACCUGUAAACAUGUCAACAUGUGAUGCCAUAUGUCAUUAAUCUAACCUCACUUUUAUGUUGUGUUUUUAUUUUUAAUUUUUAAUUUUACUAUUAAUGUUUAAGCCAGUUUUAAACAGUUCGUGUAUUUUGUGUGUAACAUAUCUUUAUAGUUUAUAAUAAUCAUUUUAUUAAGAUAUUAUUUAUUAAAAAAACAAUCAUGUCCAAAUGUGCCGUACGAAUCGUAAACGUCGAUUUCUACAUGUCGCAACCAGUCCAAGACCUGGAUGUGAUGUACGCCGACUUUAGAGGCUCUUCAGUUUCACAGGUACCAGUCAUUCGAAUAUUCGGUUCAACAGAUUCAGGCAAAAAAAUAUGUCUGCACGUCCACGGCGUGUUCCCCUAUUUGUACAUACCAUACGACGGUAGUGCAGAUGUCAAUAUUCUCAAAUAUCAAAUUGCUGUGAACAUAGACAAAGCAAUAAAUAUUUCCUUCGGUCAAGCCUCCUCCACUGCCCAACAUGUGUACAAAAUAAUGCUAGUUUCAGGAAUACCCUUUUAUGGUUAUCACACUCGAGAGCACCAAUUUUUCAAAAUAUUCCUCUUCAAUCCAAUUUUAGUGCGAAAAGUGGCCAACAUGCUUCAAAGUGAAGUGAUUCUAGGCCGCUUAUACCAACCACACGAGUCCCAUAUACCCUACAUUCUCCAAUUUAUGAUUGACUACAAUUUACACGGAAUGAGCAAAAUUCUCCUCAGUGAUGUUAAAUUCAGAGACAACUCUACAAAUAGUCCCCCAAAGCAGAGCAUGUGUGAGCUGGAAGCAGACACUUUGUGUGAGAACAUUUUAAACAGACUGGAAAUAUCUGAAGGCAAUUUGGGGAUUAAUCCAGGAAUUGCGGCUUUGUGGGAGGACGAAAAACAACGACUGCGUGACAAAGGCGAAGAUUCAGAGAUUGGAACCUGUCUAACCUUGGUCACUUCACAAACAGAACCAACGAAAAGCCACCUUUUAUUUAAACAGGCGCUUUCAGAGAAGUUGUGCUUAUAUGAAGACGCCAAAGACAAAAUCGACGACAGUAUAAGCGUUUACCCCGCUGAAACCCCACACAACAAGACCCUGAAAAACGCGUCUUUUAUUGAAGUUCAUUCCCCUUUAUCUUCUGGAAGUUUGAAUGAAAGCGCUGAUUUAAACGCGACGCUGGAUGAUGACGCAAAAGACUUGUUUGAGAUUUUGCAGGAUUUGGGGAGGAAGAACUUGGAGGAGGAGGAGACGGAUUGCAUUUUGUCGCAGGUGCAGAAGGAGGACGACGAGGAAGAGAACGAUUUUGACUUGAGCAUGUCUAUGGCGGAGACCACGCCGUUUAAAAGUAUCGUGGAGAGUUUGCAAGGCAACGAGUUCGAUGAUAGUUUGGAUGUGACGUUGGUACCGCAGCUCGACGGCCAGAACGAUGGGUCUGAUGAGGAGAAUGAGGGGAAAGGUCGCUCGACGCAGAAAAAGUGUAAAUAUGGCGCUUUGCCGAUUUUUGUGUCUUCGCCAGCGGUCAAUGGGCGGGUUCUGGAGCAGGCCCCCGACAAAAACCCUCCCGGUGUAGAUCAAGUUAAACGAAAGCUAAACUUUCGUUUCGCAGACACCACAAUCUGUGAAAGCACCAUAGAAUGUCAAUACAAAUCUACCAGCAAAGAACGAAUUUAUAAUAUAAACCCAUGGAAUAAAAAAUUAAAGACACAAAUUCCUCACAGUUCUGAAACCAAAUUGAGCUUAGGUCCAACACAAGACGAUACAGUUUCUUCACCUAGCGAAGACAAGACAAUAGAAGAAUUUUCUUCAUCCGGCGAACCAAAAUUUAACACGGAUGACACCCCACAAACCAAUCACGAACAAUCUGAGGAAGAAAUAUUCGAGGACCAAAAAAACAUGGUCCCGACUCUCACCGCCGCCGAACUAUACGACAUCCAAACUAAUUACAGACCAAAGGAAGGCUGCUCCUCUAAAUUCACCCAAGACUCCCAAAAUUCCGACACGAAAUCCAGUGACCUAUUCCCGGUCCUAGAACAGGAAUCUGCACAAUCCACUCCGCAGGACUUGGAUACCACCAUCACGCCCGAUUUGUAUCCCACUCCUGACUCUAUAUCCCAGAAUUCCAACACCCGUGAAAAUAAAACUCGCCGCAUUAUAACGCCUGUGCUGCGUCCCCCAACCCGAGCCGAGGUCGUGAGUAGUUUGGAUCAACUCAACAUACCCCACGUGAGGUACCAGACACCUUUUUACAGCGACCCGGCGGACGCUACAGGGAGCAUCGAAGUGGGCCACCGGGUUUUAAAAAUCCCGACUAAGACAAUCAUGGAUUUGGAAGACUGCAAGACGCGCUACGACGGCAUAGACGCUUACAGAAAGACCAAAAUGCCCGCGAAUAUGAAGUGGACCCGCGAAAACGUGAACAAGAUCAAGUUGUCGUAUUGUAGUGAGAAUUCGCGGAUUAUCGAACCCGUGAAGCACCCUCCAACCAGAAAGGAGGUUGAGGACUGGUUGAAAAGGCAAAGGGAACCGAGGAAGAGUGAAGUCAAAGAGGCGAAGAAAGAAAGGGUAAUCAUUCCGGGUAGUCCUGAGGAUGAUAAUAGUGAGAUGGAGUUGACUUUGACGUUGUCGCCCUGUGAGGGUAACUCGGGGAAGUGUGAGAGUCCCGUUUUGGGGAAAUCUAGCAGGAAGAGAAAAAAACGGGACGACUCGUGUCGGAUUACGGGGAAGAGUUUGGAUAACACGUACGGGUUUAAAGUCACCCCUGAGAAUCUCCAAGAGGCUAAAGCUGUCAAUGAGUACCAGUAUGUUACGAUUUUUGUGGUGGAAGUGCACGUGGACACAAGAGCGGAGUUAAGACCAGACCCUGCGUACGACUCUGUACAAGCGAUUUUUUUCUCGGUUGAGGAAGAUGGACCCGAAAAGAGAAGUACUUCUGGAUUGAUUGGGGUUAAAGUUCGCGUUGCUGAAGUCGAUGGUGAUAUCCUGUGUGUGGAAAACGAAGAAGAACUCUUUAAGGAGUUCGUCAAGUUAGUACAAAAGUGGGACCCUGAUAUUCUCGCCGGGUACCAAACCGAGUUGUUGUCCUGGGGGUUUCUUCUGGAGCGUUCUCAAGUUCUUGGUAAUGAUCUUCUCCAAGCGCUGUCUCGAAUCAAGGAAAAAACGCGGAGUUACUCAGACGAGGGUUUGAAGAUCACCGGCCGCAUUCUGCUUGAUUUUUGGAGGCUUCUUCGACACGAAAUCGCCCUCCAGAGUUAUACUUUCGAAAACAUUAUGUACCAUUUGUUGCACAAAAGAGUGCCUUCGUACUCCUUCAAACAAUUAACUGCGUGGUGGAACCACCCGCUGUACCGUCACAGAACCAUGUCCUACUACCUCCUUCGAACGCAAGGUCUUCUACAAAUCCUAGACCACUUGGACCUUGUAGGUCGUACCAGCGAACUCGCGCGUCUGUUUGGUAUCCUCUUCUUCGAAGUACUGUCACGAGGGUCGCAAUUCCGGGUCGAAUCCAUGAUGCUCCGUCUAGCCAAACCCUUGAACUACAUCCCGGUGUCCCCCAGCGUGCAACAAAGAGCCAAAAUGAAAGCCCCCGAGUUUCUCCCUUUAAUCCUCGAGCCUGAAUCCAAGUUGUACGUCGAUCCAGUCAUAGUCCUGGAUUUCCAAAGCUUGUACCCUUCGAUGAUAAUUGCCUAUAACUACUGCUUUUCGACGUGUUUGGGCAAAGUGGCACGGUUAGGAAAAAACACCCCGUUUGAGUUCGGCGCGACGCAACUGAAGGUGUCUCGAAAAACCGCAAAGAAACUUCUGGAGGAGGACUGUUUGAACUUCUCCCCUUGUGGGGUCGCGUAUGUUAAGAAAAAGGUCCGAGAUGGGAUUCUCCCGCGCAUGCUCCGAGAGAUCCUGGAGACGCGUCUGAUGGUCAAGAACUCCAUGAAAAAGAACAAGGAGGAUAAAAUCCUCCAGAAGGUGCUUCAUAGUAGACAGUUGGGGUUGAAGUUGAUCGCGAAUGUGACCUACGGGUACACGGCUGCCAACUUCAGCGGGCGCAUGCCUGCGGUUGAGUUAGCAGAUAGUGUGGUGAGCAAGGGACGGGAGACUCUGCAGAGGGCGAUCGAUCUGGUGGAAACGACACCGGAGUGGCACGCGAGAGUGGUGUACGGCGACACAGACUCCUUAUUUGUUCUUAUCGCCGGGAGAAGUCGAUCGGAAGCCUUCGAAAUCGGGAAGAAAAUUGCAGACGCUGUAACGAAUGCCAACCCAGACCCGGUGAAGUUGAAGCUGGAGAAGAUUUACCAGCCGUGUAUAUUGCAGACGAAGAAGAGGUACGUGGGGUACAUGUACGAGAGUCCGGAGCAAGCGGAACCGGUGUAUGACGCGAAGGGAAUCGAAACGGUGCGAAGGGAUGGCUGUCCGGCGGUUGCAAAGAUGUUGGAGAAGUGCAUCCGGAUUUUGUUCGAGACGAUGGAUGUCAGUUUGGUCAAGAAGUACGUGCUGAGGCAGUUCCACAAGAUUCUGACCGGCCGGGUAAGUUUACAGGAUCUUACUUUUGCGAAGGCGUACCGUGGGGCGGCUGGAUAUCGACCAGGAGCCUGUGUCCCGGCGCUAGAGCUUGCCCGAAAGUGGACAGCCUUCGACCGACGGCACGAACCCCGCCGAGGCGAGCGCGUGCCCUACGUCAUCGUGAGCGGUCCCCCGGGUGUCCCCCUAAUCCGGCUCGUUCGAAGCCCGUACGACUUUUUGAACGAUGCGAGUUUGCGCCCGAACUCCAUCUACUACAUCACGAAAGUGAUAAUUCCGCCAGUCAACCGGUGCUUUAAUUUAAUUGGUGCAGACUUGACUGGGUGGUUCAACCAAAUGCCAAGGAGGCACUUCCAGUACUUGCGAAACGCAUCCCCGGUGAAAAGGAACACGAUCUCUCAGUAUUUCCAGUCGAAUAGUUGUGCGGCUUGUAGUGCGCAAACUCAGAAGAGUUUGUGCGAUAGGUGUGUGAGGAGGCCGCAGCGUACCGCGGUGGUGCUUCACGAGAAAGUACGACUGUGGGAGGAGGCUUUCCGUGGUGCUACUUUGCAAAUGACGUAUCCUGUGUCAAAUUCUUUCCAAACAGGAAUACCUAGAACCUCAAGAUUGUUUUAAAUUAAAAAAAAAAAACGGGGUCUCAAAAUCAACUCAAAAACAGAUUUGCGAGUCGUGCACUGGGGUGAUGGACGAUUUCGUGUGCGUGUCUUUGGAUUGUCCGGUACUAUACAGGGU
Messenger RNA from Zophobas morio, 5369 nucleotides. RefSeq names its product DNA polymerase zeta catalytic subunit-like (gene DNApol-zeta). The record is from RefSeq and is a predicted model, not a curated record. Gene Ontology annotation, biological process: error-prone translesion synthesis; double-strand break repair via homologous recombination. The transcript is spliced from 8 exons. NCBI's taxonomy places the organism in Eukaryota, Metazoa, Arthropoda, Insecta, Coleoptera, Tenebrionidae. The coding region runs from base 324 to 5252 and encodes 1642 amino acids. Gene Ontology annotation, cellular component: zeta DNA polymerase complex; nucleus. Gene Ontology annotation, molecular function: nucleotide binding; DNA binding; DNA-directed DNA polymerase activity.